AUCUUUGGGAUGAAAUCUGGUCAGAUCUUGCUUUGUUUGUUGUGGAAUUUGGUAGGACUUAUUUCAUUACAAAGCCAAACCUCCCCCACUCUUCUUCCUCCAAACUCCUCUUCCUCAUACUCAUAACAGAAAUAUAGACAAAGAAAAAAAAACACCACAACCAAUACCAAUACAAACAAACAAACCCCACCAAGGUUAAGUAAAAAUCCAAACUUUUCUCCUCAAAAGAAUUAGAGCAAUGGGAAUGGCAGCUGCUGAGCAACAGUUUCAUGUCUUAGCUGUAGAUGAUAGCUUGAUUGACAGAAAGCUCAUUGAGAGGCUAUUUAGAACCUCUGCUUGCCAAGUUACUACUGUGGAUUCUGAAAAUAAAGCCUUAGAAUUUUUGGGGUUACAAGAACAUGAACAUAAUCACCCAAAUCCUCCUUGUGCUUGUCCUCAUAACCAUCAGGAAGUGGAAGUAAAUCUUAUUAUCACUGACUACUGUAUGCCUGGUAUGACAGGCUAUGAUUUGCUCAAGAAAAUUAAGGAGUCUUCAUCAUUUAGAAACAUUCCAGUAGUCAUUAUGUCAUCUGAGAAUGUUCCUUCAAGAAUCAAUAGAUGCUUAGAAGAAGGGGCUGAAGAAUUUUUCUUGAAACCAGUCAGAUUAUCAGAUGUCAAUAAGCUUAAACCCCAUAUGAUGAAAACCAAGUGCAAAAGCUUUCAUGAACCUGAGAAAAUUGUCACAAAGGAAAAUCAAGAAUCAUCAGAAAUUGAAAAGGUUCCAUCAGAACAAUCACAACCACAACCAAAAAUAGAAUUAGACAGUAUAGAACAAAUACAGCAAAUUCAGCAAUCUCAAGGCAAUAAUAAUAAGAGAAAGUCCAUUGAAGAAGGUCUAUCUCCAGAGAGAACAAGGCCGAGAUACAGUGGCCUAACUACUGUCUAAUCUUAUGAUCAAUGCAAAUAUAAUUUCCUUUUUUUUUGUCAGAUAACUUUGUUUUUGUCUCUUUAUAACAUCACAGCCAAUUUUGUUUGCUAACAUAAGAGGUAAAUAGAUCUUUUUAUUGUAGAUAGAAAUGUGUUCAUUUUUCUUCUUGUAAAUGAAUGGAGAAGCAUUUAAUAUACAAAAGUGGUGUUUUUGUUAA
This is a messenger RNA of Nicotiana tabacum (common tobacco), 1124 nucleotides long. Its product is annotated as two-component response regulator ARR9. Lineage: Eukaryota; Viridiplantae; Streptophyta; Magnoliopsida; Solanales; Solanaceae. The record is from RefSeq and is a predicted model, not a curated record. Gene Ontology annotation, biological process: phosphorelay signal transduction system; cytokinin-activated signaling pathway.